GAGUAUAUGUUGACCGUUGGUCCUAACUGGCAGGUAACAGUCAGCAAUCACUGGCAGGUGUGUCCGUGUGCGCGCUCCCGGAACCAUUUAAUAAUUAUCCUUGGUUCCGGGGGGAAGACUUUCAGCGACGUACUGCACCGGGAUAUCUUCAAAGGUAGCGGUAUUAGUUCUGAGGAAAAUACAACAUUCACGUCCUUUAAAGCAUGGCCGAAACCACGGAAACCCAGCAGAGCAACGAGGAGAUGUUUGCCAACAGAUUCACAUCAGAUGACAGAGAGUACCAGCAGUAUCUGAGCCGUCCAGCUGACCUGCCUCCCAUCGUGGAGGACUGGAGGAGCCGCGGGGGGGGAAACCACAGGGGCGGCAGGGACAGGUACCAGGACCGUCGAGGUCGUGGAGGAGGAGGAGGAGGAGGCCGAGGUGGAGGUGGAGGUGGAUGGGGAGGAGACCGAGGCUGGAGAGGGGACAAUCGUGGGCAGCAGGACAGAGACAGAGACAGGCACUCUGGGCAUGGCAGCGGGUAUCAAUCCGGCCCUCCAAGCUCCAACCAGGGAUACAACUCCUAUAAUCAGAGACCACAUUAUGACCGCUACUGAUCUGGAAUCUCUCAGGUGUUUUCAGUAUUCAUUGUCUUUCAACUUGCAUUGCAAUCCAUGUGGCAAUGUGCAACUGUUGAUUUGUUUGUGUGAAUCUCAUUGCAACAUUCUAGGUAUGAUUAAUAUACCAAUAUGAACAUUAUACUGACUGUCAUUGUAAUUGUGCAUAACUUUUUUUUAUAUUGUCGGAGAAUUAUUUCUGAAAUGUGACUGCAUACAAAGACAGAUCCUGUUUGACACCCACUUACCAUUUCCAUACAUAAAAAUCAUAAUUUCCCCCCCAUACUGCUUCUUUUUGCUCAGCCCUGUAAUCUCAUUAAAUGUUCUUCUUACAUUUGUAGGAUGGAUAAUAAGUGCAUACAGUUUUCAAUACAUGAACUCUCAUUGAAAAUGACAGUGAAAGUUUUAUUUUUUAGUAAAUCAAUUCACAAAAUAACUUCCUUAUUUAACAAAGAAAAAGUUUUUUGUUCAGAUACUUUUGUAGCUACGUCUUUACGUGCUUUGAUAUCAGAUUGUUACAAAUUAUACAGUACAGUAUUGUUGCAAACAGUGAACCACAAAUUCAAGAGGAAGUAUGUUUGCAAUGCAGCUUUAUUUUUCUGUGUCACAUUAUAUAAGACAACUGAUGAACUUAACUGUUUUCAAUAAACAUGUAUUUUCUUAA
Molecule: messenger RNA, 1260 nt
Organism: Trematomus bernacchii (emerald rockcod)
Lineage: Eukaryota; Metazoa; Chordata; Actinopteri; Perciformes; Nototheniidae
Product: RNA guanine-N7 methyltransferase activating subunit-like
Exons: 3
Coding region: 204-596 (130 amino acids)
Biological process (GO): RNA 5'-cap (guanine-N7)-methylation
Molecular function (GO): RNA binding
Source: RefSeq, a predicted model, not a curated record